CUAGAAAAAGUGUAGUAAUAACUAGAGCUCUUGCAAACAAGCCCUGUGUGACGCAUCGAUUAGCUAUUUCAUUGUAAAUUCUUUAGCUUAGUAAAUUUAAUAAUCUCUAUUUUUUAAUUUGAUUAAUCUAUACGACAAACAUUCUUUUGUUGUGCAAAUUGUGCUUCAUUUUAUAUAAACCUUUUCGUUUUUUUAAAAACCAAAAUCGCGCAGUAAUACAACACAAAAAUAGUGCAAUUCGCUCAUCAAGAUGGAGGCGGUGGCAUUACACCCAUUCACAGCAACAGCUGACGACGAGCUUAGUUUUAAAAAAGGAAAUAUUUUAAAGAUUCUUAGUACAUAUGAUGACAAGAAUUGGUAUAAAGCUGAGCUGAAUGGGAAGGAAGGCUAUGUACCACACAAUUAUAUAGAAAUGUACCCUCAUUCCUGGUAUGUUGGUAAAGUGAGUAGAACAAAGGCUGAAGAGAUGCUGCUAAGGACGGAGCAGCCAGAUGGCGCUUUUCUCGUCAGGAAUAGCGAAAGUGCUCCGGGGGAAUUUUCCAUCACUGUCAAGUUUCAAAAUGGAGUCCAGCACUUCAAAGUGUUGCGAGAUGGGGCUGGCAAAUAUUUCUUGUGGGUAGUCAAGUUUAACUCAAUCAAUGAGCUGGUGAAUUACCAUCGGAAGGCAACGGUCAGCAGGUCACAUGACAUCUACUUUAAAGAUAUGGUUCAUCAAGAUCUUGGAGUCCAGCGAGUUCGGGCUCAGUUUGAUUUUGAUGCCCAGGGCUGUGAUGAGCUUGGAUUUCGGAAAGGAGACAUUAUCAAAGUGACACAGAAAGUGGAUGAAAGUUGGUGGCGAGGAGAACUGAAUGGCCAAGAGGGAAUGUUCCCUGUGACCUAUGUGGAGAAACUAACUGAUGAUCUACAGCCAAUUCUUUGAGAUUCCUUAAUGUUUUUUUUGUUGUUUUUUUUAAUCAAAGGAUUUCAAAGAUGAGCCUGUACAUACAUUUACAAAAUAAACUCUUGGUCACACACUUGUGUUAGGAUUAUAACAUAGAGACAUCCAGUUGUCAGCCUUGCCAGAUAUCUCUUUCAGCUGUGUGGCUACUACAAUAAGGUAUUAACUAAGCGAUGUUGGAUACUUGAAUACUCCAAACUCGUCUUAGUUUCCUAGGGAAAGAAAAAAUGUUUCUAUUUUACUUUUUUUUUAUGUUUUUAAUACAUUUUACAAUUUUUUUAAUUUUUUUUUUAUGGUUGAGCUAUUUAGGCCAGCAGGUUCAUUGCCUUUGUGUGAUGUAAAUAAUACAUUUGAUCUAGACAAGGAUGCUCCACAACUGUUCUAGUCAGCCAAUGUGCAUACUUUUUUUUUUUUUAUAUCAAAUCAAAAAAAUGAAAUUUAUAUAUAUGUAAAUGUUGCUGUGAAAACACAAAAAAAAAAAAAUAAUUUUUUAACCACAAAAAUGAAAUACAGUGCAGCGUUUACUUUCUUGUGUGAUAGUGUCAUAUAAGAACACUGAGUGUUGGUUCAUUUGACAAACCAGCCAUUCAAAUAUCAGUGGGAGUGUUUUUUUUUUUUUUUUUUUUUUUUAACUCUAUUUGUGAUUCUGAAAUACGCAGCCAUUUCGUUUCCGUGUGAAGUUAGAAACUAUGUGUAUCGGUCAUAAUAGAGCAUCCUUAAUGUUCAUGACAAGGUGUCACUUUGAAGUUGAACGCCUGCGAAAGUGGACGCUUUGUCAUACUAAGAGUUAGGUCUAGCUAGCCAAAUAGUGUAACUCUGAGCUUUCUGACCUUUUUUUUUUAAACAAUGAUUUUUUUAAUGAUAUUUGAAAAGUCUUGAUGUAUUAUUGGCUUGCUAUUUUGUAUAACUUAAUGAUUCGUGUAUACAUGCUUCAAGUUGUUACUGCUGUCAUCAGGAACCACCUGCGUAGUUUAUAGGCUUAGGGUUCAGACAACUAGUCCUGUAUUUCUGGUGAAUUGCCCAUUAGUUUUCAGAUCAGACAGCUCGCCAUAUAGCUUUUCUUCUAUAUUGGUGUUUUGGGGCUAGUGUCUUAAGAAUGCCUCUUUAUGUUUUGGCAUUCUCUGGUGACACUGAUUGAACUCAUUUAACUUCAAAGUCUUGAUUUUGUAAUAUAAAAAUUUUAUUUAGAGGAUUCAAAGCUUGCAGCAUAUCAUUUCAAUAUAAAGUGACUUGAUAUUUUCCAUUUCUUCGCUAGCUCAUGAGCAUAAUGACAGUUUUCACUGCGGUUGUUAAUUUCUUUUGAGAUCGCAGAUUGGGUAGACAUCCUUUCGUCUGCCGUUAAAUAAACAUUUUCUUUAGGAUACAAAUAGUAUUUUGUGUAGCUCCACUCUAGAAGGCUAACAGCUGUUUCAGUUGGGGACAAACUUCUUGACUUGUGUGUACAGUGACAUGUUUUGUUAGAUAUUAUUGAUGUACAUACAAUAUUUUGAUUCAGAUCUGAGUUUGACCAAUUGUAGAACGCAUUGACUUCUCGUCGGCAUAGACGCUAAUUCUAAACAAGUAGGUCCUGAUGCGCUUGGCUGCAUUAACUGUAUCAGUUAAACAUAGCUGCUAGAUUACAUCAUGGUUGUUUGUUUCUAUGAGAGAUUUGGUAGAUUUAGUAUUUAGGGGUUCAAGACUCGUUAGCUCCUGACACUUUAGUGUGUUUGUUGUUGCUACUUGGCUACCAUUCAAUCAGCCUAACAUUCUGGACGUCGUGUGUGUACAUUAAGCAGCAUUACUGGUCAACUAGUUGACGGCGAGCAGUGCAUCUGAUGUGAUUGUGCACUGCAUAGUCUGGGUACAUUUUACACUCGAACAACUUAUGAAAGGAUGAUAUGAGAUUAUGCUGUGACUUUGAAUUUAAUCUAUGUGACUGAAUUUAAUCUAGUUUUUAAUAGAUUGGUUGUAACUGAACUGCCUUAAAAAAAAUCAAGUUGGAUACCUAUGUAGAUAUAGAAAGGAACUAAACAAUGGAAGUCGAUGUGCUUAGUUGUUUUGUUUCGUUGUGUUUACUGCUAGUUUUAACAAAAAAUGAUGUCGUUGUAAGUUAAUAUUUGUCUUGAUGUGUAAUUGAUACGACUUGUACCUGUUAUCUAAAGCGUUUGUGUGAAAUUCGUGCUCCAGAUCUUAAUUUGAAUGGUGAAUUUAAACAAAAAAAAAAAGGGUUUGCAUAACAUUCACUUGGAUUUGCUGUACAUGAAUGUAUUAUAUUGAACAAAAUCAUUUGUGUACUUUACCAGUGUGUAUAUAUAUAUAUAUAUAUAUUUACAACAUGUUGAUGUCUGUAUAGAAUUAUUUUUUUUCCUACAACUUGUUCUUUGGAGGGAUUGGCAAGGAUGAAAAUAUUGUUUCCUUAUACUGCAUACAACUUUUUGUAUUGUUCUUGAAAUGUCACUAACAUAUAUAUUUGUUUGUUUUCAAUUUACUCUGUUGUAUACAUUCUAUAAUUUAAAAAAAUAAAAAGGGGGGGAGGGAUUGAUACAUACCUUGAAAUUGAUGUCUACUAUUAUUGACGAUUCCUAAACAGCUUAAAUAAUUCAUUUGCACUAUCUUUCUGCAGUUUAAUGUAAUUUCAAAUCUCUCAAUCAUUUAAUAGCUCUAGUGGUUUUUGUGUUUUGUUUUAUGAUUGAGUUCUGAGAAUUAUGUUUUCUUUGAAACAAAUGAUCACUGUAAGGGUUGAGCUUAAUGUUGUCAUGGAAAUUGUUGAUUGACUUGAUAUUGAAGUGGACUGUCUUCUUGUUCACUGCUUUUUUUAACAUUGUGUAGAUCAUGGUCCAAGUCUUGUGAAUAAAACAGCUUGUAGUGGGGACA
Biomphalaria glabrata is the source of this 3790-nucleotide messenger RNA. RefSeq names its product growth factor receptor-bound protein 2-like. The record is from RefSeq and is a predicted model, not a curated record. Lineage: Eukaryota; Metazoa; Mollusca; Gastropoda; Planorbidae. The transcript has 5 exons. Bases 251 to 919 code for a protein of 222 amino acids. Gene Ontology annotation, molecular function: protein binding.